This is a messenger RNA of Arabidopsis lyrata subsp. lyrata, 2013 nucleotides long. RefSeq lists its product as uncharacterized. Lineage: Eukaryota; Viridiplantae; Streptophyta; Magnoliopsida; Brassicales; Brassicaceae. The record is from RefSeq and is a predicted model, not a curated record. Gene Ontology annotation, cellular component: Golgi apparatus; endoplasmic reticulum.
CGGUUCUGUGCAGAAAGUUAUGAAAAAAACCCUUCUUCCUUCUAUAAAAUCUCGUCGUCCACUUUGGUUUAAGUUUGCUAGAGACUAGAGAAAUAUAAAGAAUAUCCAAACACAAAGAAAAAAAAGUGAGAAACUUUAGAAAAGCUAAUGGAACCGAUCGAGUACAAUGUUUUUGAGUCCUCUAAAUGUAACUCCCACGACGACGACCAUGGAUGGAAGAAAGUCGUGUCCCGGAAGCGCAACCUGAAGCAAAAACCAGCGGAUGAAGAGGCCAAUGGAAACCAACCUACCGGCGAGAACGUCAAUGUGGAGGCGAUGAAUGAGAAUCAGAAGGCAAAGAAAACUAAAAAGUCAAAACCCAAGAAAGAGAUGAAGCCUAUAGUGCCUUUUUCCGAAGCUGCGGCAAAGAUCGAUCCUUCACAUCUUGCGGCUUACCUCGUCGAAAUAUCGAAAACAUAUGCGUAUGAGCCGGAGGUUUAACUAUUGAGAUUUAUCUAUUACUUUGAGAGAGAGACUUCCGGAGUGCAAUUUCCAUGGUCAAAGAUUCUCAAAGAGUCUCCUUUGCGCAAGCUGAUCGAUUUAAUACCUUUAUCUCAUAUUCCUGAACUUGUCUACAAAACAUCAGUCGAUGAUUGGAUCGACCAACAUCCAAUUAUGACACUAUGUGGCUUCGUAUUGUUUUCGUGUAAUCCUAUUUUCACUAAAUUGGCAGCACAACAAGGAGGUUCCAAAGGUGGAGAGGAUCCGUUGGCAACAUUUAUUGCAUUAGGAAUGGUACUACGUAGCAGACCUAAUGCUUUGGCUAUUGUAUUACCGACACUGAGGGAGAAACGUAAGUAUCAAGGACACAACAACCUUCCGCUUAUAGUUUGGGUGACGGCUCAGGCCUCCCAAGGUGAUUUAUAUGUAGGCUUGUAUUCAUGGGCGCGUAACUUGUUACCACUAGUCGGAAGGAACCCUCAGUCAAGGGAUCUCAUCCUACAGUUGGUUGAGGAAAUUUUGUCGAAUCCAAAGGCUCGGACUAUUCUUGUAAAUUGCGCUGUUAGGGAGAAAGAGCAACUAAUUCCACCACCUUCAUUUAAGAUCUUGUUGCGGCUUACUUUCCCUACUUCAUCCGCAAGAGUAAAGGCUACCGAGAGGUUUGAGGCAAUUUAUCCCUUAUUGAAAGAAGUGGUUCUUGCAGGAAGCAAGACAAUGAAACAAGUCACUCAACAAAUAUUCACUUUUUUUUUUAAAUUAGCUAGAGAAGAAAAUCAUGUUUUAGCCAUGGAAGCUACAGAAAUCGCUAUUUGGUCUGUGACCGAAAACUUUGAUCAUUGCUUCGAGCAUUGGGACAAUCUCUAUGAAGAGAAUCUAGAAGCUAGUGUUGCUCUUCUUAAAAAUCUUGUAGACGAAUGGAAAGAUCAUUCCCAAAAACUAUAGUGUGAUACUUUUACUCUCAAUCAAACUAUGAAGAGUUUCAUACUAAAGAACGAAAAAGUCAUCACUGAAGGAGGAGCCAAUGCUUCUCUUUACAAAGAAGCUAACAAAUAUUGCAAAGUGAUCUUGGGGAGACUCUCUCAUGGAAGUGGCUGCCUCAAAGCUACCAUUACUGUUGUGGUUCUAGCUACUGUUGGUAGUGCGGAGGACGAUGUUCUGGAAGAUGUGUCUGUUAAAACAGUCGUGGAUUUGGCGAAGGAUAUUGUCGAUGUUGAGAAGGAUAUUGGUAUUGCUGGUGUCAAUACGUUACCUAAUAAUAUUAGGAAAUUACGCUCCAGGAAAAUUGACACAGCGAAAAUCGCAGCGGGAAAGAAGAAUACCGGUAAGGAUAAGCCCGUCAAAGAUAAGGCCCCCAAAGAUCAGGCAGCAGUCGGACGUAGAAGAGGUAGGAAGCCUUCUUCUACAACGGUUAAAAAGGUGGUACGAAAACUAGCUACUGCUCCGGUGGAGGGAGGAGCUGCUCUUGAUGAGAAUAAAGAGGCUGCUGAUUUCCCCGACAAAGAUGAGGAAGUUUGUGUGAUGCGUCUGGAUUGA